CUCAAGUUCACCGGCAAUGAUUAAUUAACCUCAGCAUUGGCCAAUUUCUCUUUUUCCAACCGAAUAAUCUUGCGUCUUUCCUACCCAAUAUGGCUUUUCAAUUUCACACAACUACUUUUGGCCUGCUAAUGCGAUUACUUUCUGGCAAUAAAAUCUUUCAAUAUCCCGAUGAGAUCGAUCCACUGCUAUGGAAAAAGUUUCUUCGCCAAGAUACAUCCGAACAUGCAAAUGACUCUGGCGGAGGAUCGAGUAAAAACGAGGCAGAUGAGAAUAGUGCUCUGCAGGACACCGUCGUUCACGAUGGUGACAAUGAGAUUCUCCUAGUAGAGUGGUAUGGACCAGAUGACCCCGAGAAUCCUCGAAAUUGGCCAUUGGCCUGGAAAAAUCUCAUGAUGUUUCAGCUUUGUGUCCUAAAUUUCGCUGUCUACAUGGCAAGUUCUAUCUAUGUCCCAGGUGAGCUGGGCGUUAUGGAAGACUUUGGUGUCAGUGAGAUCGUAGCGACCCUGGGCCUCUCUCUCUUCACUCUCGGAUAUGGUGUCGGCCCCAUGUUAUGGUCUCCAUUAUCUGAGAUGCCAAAAAUUGGACGCAGUGGUAUCUUCUUCUGGACACUCUUCGCCUUUAUCUUAUUUCAGCUUCCCGUUGGAUUUGCUCCAAAUAUUGCAGUCUUUCUCGUCUUUCGUUGGGUGACGGGCUUCUGUGGUAGCCCGUGCUUAUCCACCGGUGGCGGCACCAUCCUUGAUCUAUACGACCCCUCUGUCGCCUCCUAUUUACUGUGCAUUUGGGGAACAGCUGGCCUCUGCGGCCCUGUAUUUGGUCCAAUCAUUGGCGGAUAUCUGGUCCCUGCCAAAGGAUGGCGCUGGACAAUAUGGAUCAUUACAUGGAUUUGCACGCUGGUUUUGGCCGCAAUGUUUUUCUUUUUCCCUGAGACCAGCGCAGCGAACAUACUGUACAAGAGGGCCAAAAGAUUGAGGAAGGCGACUGAGGACAGUCGACUUAGGAGCCAGUCCGAGAUUGACGCCGCGCAUUAUACCACAAGAGAUCAUCUAAUCGUCCUCUCCAGAGCUUUUACUUUGACAUUUUCUGAGCCCAUAGUUCUACUCAUGAACUUGUACGCCGGUCUCCUGUAUGGUAUACUGUUCAUCUGGUUCGAGUCAUUCCCGCUCGUGUUCGGAGAUAUUUACGGCUUCAACCAAGGCGAACAAGGCCUGGUUUUCCUAAGCAUUUUCAUCUUUGCUCUCAUCUCAUUGGCACUCUUUUUACUAUGGAUCAGAACCAGCCUUGUCCCAAAAGUCAAUAAGCCGGGCUUUACGCCAGAGAUGGUCCUUCCUCCAACGUUUUUGGGAUGUCUCGCUCUUCCAAUUUGCCUAUUCUGGUUUGGCUGGACAUCAAGGGCGAGUAUUCACUGGAUCGUCCCCACCAUUGGAUCGGGCCUCUUCUCUAUUGGGGUUGUCACGUUGUUUAAUCCGCUAUUCAACUAUCUAGGCAUCGCAUAUCCCGCAUACGCAGCGUCCAUAUUCUCGGGGUCUGCACUUUUCCGUGCCUCAUUCGGUGCCUCAUUUCCACUCUUCGCGCGCCAACUCUUCCUCCAACUAGGCCUUGGCCCAGGUAACUCGCUUCUCGGUGGUAUCGCCGUGCUAUUUAUUCCAGUCCCCUUCGUUUUCUACAAGUUCGGGGGAAAGAUCCGUCAUAUGAGUAAGAAUGCUCGGCACGAUUUAUAAGAACAUUGUGCAACAGCUAGACACUCAAUGCAACAACAGUCAUCGCAGAUCGAUAAACUCAUUAAGAAUAGCUUCUGGGCUUCUUAAUGAAAGAAAAUUCAAGGAUUAAGAAAAUCUUUAUCAAUUGGGAGACGUACUGAAUGGCAGCGAGGAGGACGAUGUUUUGAGGUACCAGAAGAGAAAUAGGAAGAAAAUGUGCUGAUGUGAAGCAAAGAAAACUCCAUAGAUAAAAGUGGGUUAGGCAUAUUAGACUGAAGCGACUUUUGGUGCACAGCUCAAUGAGUUUGCAUUGGUCAAAUGCAUUUAUAAUUGCGAUAACCUGGUUCUGACGAUAUUUCUAGUAUUCCAAGUUGUCCUUUUUGUAUUGCGUGCUGAAUCUAUGUACCUAGGUAGAAUGAAGAAGAUAAACUCUCAUUUUAGGCCAUUACAGAUGUUAGAUUAGCGGAUGCACUCACUCACGAUAGGCAGGCGGGGAAUAAUACAGGGCAAGCAG
Trichoderma harzianum CBS 226.95 is the source of this 2211-nucleotide messenger RNA. RefSeq lists its product as hypothetical. Gene Ontology annotation, biological process: xenobiotic detoxification by transmembrane export across the plasma membrane. The record is from RefSeq and is a predicted model, not a curated record. Gene Ontology annotation, molecular function: fluconazole transmembrane transporter activity. The transcript is spliced from 5 exons. Lineage: Eukaryota; Fungi; Ascomycota; Sordariomycetes; Hypocreales; Hypocreaceae. The coding region runs from base 90 to 1718 and encodes 542 amino acids.